Babjeviella inositovora NRRL Y-12698 is the source of this 915-nucleotide messenger RNA. RefSeq names its product S-adenosylmethionine-dependent methyltransferase. Gene Ontology annotation, cellular component: mitochondrion. The coding region runs from base 1 to 915 and encodes 304 amino acids. The record is from RefSeq and is a predicted model, not a curated record. The transcript has a single exon. NCBI's taxonomy places the organism in Eukaryota, Fungi, Ascomycota, Pichiomycetes, Serinales. Gene Ontology annotation, molecular function: N-methyltransferase activity; DNA binding; protein methyltransferase activity. Gene Ontology annotation, biological process: protein methylation.
AUGCCACGACUGAUCCCCCAGUCGGUGUACCGCCUAGCUGCGAAACACUCUCCUCUCCUUCCGUAUUUUAUCCCUGCCUGUCACAAUCUUGCCGCGGCCAAACAGGAGCUCCACUGGGUGAAGCAAGAGCUUCCUGAGACCCAAUGGCUUGAUGCGGCGAGGCUACGCAAACAGCACUAUCCACUACAAUACAUCCUCGGCACCCAGCCGUUCGGCGAGUUAGACAUCAGGUGCAAACCGGGGGUGCUUAUUCCACGAUGGGAGACCGAAGAGUGGGUUUUGCAACUAGCGAGGGUGCUAUCACCGAUAGUCGAGAGCAAACAGAACUACGGAAUACUUGACUUGUGCACAGGAACAGGCUGCAUUCCCCUCUUGCUUCAACACGAAUUGGGAAGCACUAUCAAGCAGAGUAAACCGCAAAACGUGAGAACGAUAGGGGUGGAUAUAUCUCCCUUGGCCGUGGAACUAGCGCGAAAAAAUAGCCAAACGACGGUGCUACCAACGCAGUUCGUCCAGGGUGACGUUUUUGAACCGCAAACAGUGAUGGCUUCCAUGCAUGAAAUGGACUUUAGACCCGACUUUAUCACCGCCAACCCUCCUUAUAUCCCGCGAAAACAGUUUGAAGCAUCACGGUUUGAAAAGUCGGUGAAACAGCACGAACCUGAGCUUGCGUUGGUGGGCGAUUCAGAGUUUUACAGGACGUUAGUGGAGAAGUGGAUCAAUCCAAUGCGGGUCCAGGGGUUUGUGUUUGAGUUGGGUGAGGUGCAUCAGUGUGAAUACACCCGGGAUUUACUAGGGAAUGACUGGGACUGUGGUAUUUUGUACGAUUCGAACAGCCAGGUGAGAUGUGUGGUGGGUUGGGUUAAGGGUGGAGAGUACGAGACGUUGCGUGGUCUCUGCCAGAAGGUGUAUUAG